AUGGUUAGAAAGAAGGGUGCUCUGUAUGCUGCCCUUCUCGUUGGUAAAGAAGAAGUGGCUCAACCAGACAGAUCAGACAUGAACAAAGCAAAACCCGCUUCAACCGUUGACACCGCAUUAUUCGCCGGCAUAAUAGUACUGGCCAUCGCCCUUUUGAUGAUCUUAUUUGUCUAUGCAUUCAACAACUCACGGCCUGGUAUCUAUCUGGAUGAUGAAAACUCUUCACAGGCUGGUCCACCGUCGUCAUUUUCAAGUCCUGCAGCCGAAUUCCCUGUAUCUAUGCAUCAAGUCGACCACCCUGUACCAACAAAGCACGCACAAUCCAUCCUUCCCUUAUAA
Molecule: messenger RNA, 339 nt
Organism: Umbelopsis ramanniana AG
Lineage: Eukaryota; Fungi; Mucoromycota; Umbelopsidomycetes; Umbelopsidales; Umbelopsidaceae
Exons: 3
Coding region: 1-339 (112 amino acids)
Source: RefSeq, a predicted model, not a curated record